Molecule: messenger RNA, 3738 nt
Organism: Drosophila willistoni
Lineage: Eukaryota; Metazoa; Arthropoda; Insecta; Diptera; Drosophilidae
Gene: slmb
Product: F-box/WD repeat-containing protein 11
Exons: 8
Coding region: 677-2215 (512 amino acids)
Molecular function (GO): protein dimerization activity
Source: RefSeq, a predicted model, not a curated record
AAAACCUAAAUCGUGCCAUCAAAAUCACUCUAUACAUAACAAAGACUUCCCAGAAUGGGACUCAGUCGUAUUUCUAAUUGAGUUUAAUUGAAACCUACUAUUUGCCUUCCGAAUUUCUUACAGUAUUCGGAAAAAUAAAUUAUGUGUCAUCGAUAUCUGAGUUCAUGUGCAAUAUCGAUACUUGUUGGAUAUAAAUAGGAAUUCGUGUUGUCUCGUCCGUACGCCAAAUAAUUACUGAGAAAAUUUUAAUACAAUUAACACAUACAAAAUCCAAAUUAAAUGUCUAAACAUGCAAACGCAUAAAAAUACACGGGAAUGACUUGGCAAAGUUAAAAUAUGCAGCAACAACAACAACAGCCAUUUACCUUGAGCAUUAGUGGGUUUUCGUGAUUUUCAGAUGCAACCAGCUUGGUCACACUUCCCACAAAGCGAGACGAGUAAUUUUUCAUCUCUUUGAUCCGCAAUUUCAUUCUUUCGAUCUGCGUUUGCUUUUUAAUCUACGAUUUCGUUAAAGUUUUUCUGUCAUAAAUAAAAAAGAUACAACAAUAACAAAACUAGGAAGAGAAUAGUACCAGUAUAAUAAUAAGUGUUAACCGUGAGUGUUGUGUGCAUGCGUUUACGUGUGUGUGUGUGAAGAAAAGUAGUAAAAAAGAGUGAAAAAAACACCAAACAACAAAUGAUGAAAAUGGAGACUGACAAAAUUAUGGACGAGACUAACUCGAACUCCAAUGCACAAGCAUUCACAACGACAAUGCUAUACGAUCCGGUGCGCAAGAAAGAUUCAUCGCCCACAUAUCAGACAGAGCGGGAACUCUGUUUUCAAUAUUUCACACAGUGGAGCGAAACCGGACAGGUGGAUUUUGUUGAACAGCUGCUAUCUCGCAUGUGUCACUAUCAGCAUGGACAGAUCAAUGCCUAUCUGAAGCCGAUGUUGCAGCGCGACUUUAUCACAUUGCUGCCAAUUAAAGGUCUGGAUCAUAUUGCCGAAAAUAUUUUAUCAUAUUUGGACGCCGAAUCAUUAAAAUCCGCCGAAUUGGUAUGCAAAGAAUGGCUACGAGUCAUCUCUGAGGGCAUGCUGUGGAAGAAGCUGAUCGAGCGUAAGGUGCGCACAGAUUCGCUAUGGCGAGGCUUGGCCGAACGUCGAAAUUGGAUGCAAUAUUUGUUUAAACCACGGCCAGGACAAACGCAACGACCGCAUUCAUUCCAUCGCGAGUUGUUUCCCAAGAUUAUGAAUGACAUUGAUAGCAUAGAAAAUAAUUGGCGAACUGGAAGACAUAUGUUGCGCCGAAUCAAUUGCCGCUCUGAGAACUCGAAGGGUGUAUAUUGCCUGCAAUAUGAUGAUGGCAAAAUUGUGUCUGGCUUGAGAGAUAAUACCAUAAAAAUCUGGGAUCGCACGGGUUUGCAGUGUGUAAAGACUCUAACUGGACAUACGGGUUCCGUGUUGUGCUUGCAGUACGACGAUAAGGUCAUCAUCAGCGGCUCUAGCGAUUCGACAGUUCGUGUUUGGGAUGUCAAUACGGGUGAAAUGGUUAACACUUUGAUCCAUCAUUGUGAGGCGGUGCUACAUUUGCGUUUCAAUAAUGGCAUGAUGGUUACAUGCUCCAAGGAUCGUUCAAUUGCAGUCUGGGAUAUGACAUCGCCCAGCGAAAUAACGCUUCGCCGUGUCCUUGUUGGUCAUCGGGCUGCUGUCAACGUAGUGGAUUUCGAUGAGAAAUAUAUUGUGUCUGCCAGUGGGGAUCGCACCAUUAAAGUCUGGUCCACUUCGAGCUGUGAGUUUGUGCGCACUUUAAAUGGCCAUAAACGUGGCAUUGCGUGUCUUCAAUAUAGAGAUCGUUUGGUUGUCAGCGGCAGCUCCGAUAAUUCCAUAAGACUGUGGGAUAUCGAGUGCGGCGCCUGCCUGCGAGUUCUAGAGGGCCACGAAGAGCUGGUGCGUUGCAUACGUUUCGAUACGAAACGCAUUGUAAGUGGUGCCUAUGAUGGCAAAAUAAAAGUCUGGGAUUUGGUGGCUGCUUUAGAUCCUCGAGCGGCUUCGAAUACAUUAUGCUUAAAUACACUGGUGGAACACACCGGCCGCGUAUUUCGAUUGCAAUUCGAUGAAUUUCAGAUUGUUAGCAGCUCUCAUGAUGAUACUAUUUUAAUUUGGGACUUUCUAAACUUUACCCCCAAUGAGAAUAAGACCGGACGCACUCCAUCACCGGCUCUGAUGGAACAUUAACAUUUUGUGCAAAGGCAGCUUAGAGAGUUACAUCUAGUUUCCUCAACCAGCGAAGAAGAUGAAGAUGGCGACGAGGAUGAAGAUGAAGAGGCGGCGGAUGAGGAGGAGGAGGGCGAGCAACAGGAACAGGAUGACGACGUCGAUGGAAGCGAUCCAGAAUUAGCUAAUGUGGAUUAUGAAGAUGAUGUUGAUCUUGAAAAUCUUGAUGAUUAUAAUGAAUGAGCGAAUAUCAUUAUCAUUAGCCAGCAAAAGGAAAAGAAAAAUAAAACAAAAGCAAACAGAUUUGAGACUCGUCUAUACUAAAAAAAGAGGAAAAAAAGGAAACUAUUAUGAACCCAAGGAUAACAGCGAUCUCUAAGCGUCUACACAUACACACACACCCACACAUUUAAUGAAUUAAUGAAGUUAUUAAAAUCAAUAAAAGAAAAAACCACACAAUCAAUAAUAUUAAAUGAUUAGUUCUGCAACAAACUGGCUGUAAGGUUUGAUAUAUACAUACAUGUAAUCCAUAUGAAACCUAAAAACAGAAAUCUGUAUUAGCGUGUAACUAUUUAGUCUUAGGCAAGGGUCAGUUCUUCAGUCUAUCAAAAUCCGAUCGUUUGUGUGGUGUGUUUAGUUUUUAAGUGUUUAAAUUAGCUCAAAUACAAAAUCAACAAAACGAAAAAAGGGAAAACAAAAAUUGAAAUAUGAGUAACAAGAAUCUACAAUUGGCAAACAGAAUAUAUUAGUCUAUACUAAAUCUAAAUAUUUAAAUAUAUAGUUAGAGUUGCUUCAUUUAGAUUUAUACAAUAAUUAUUGGAAACCAUCACAAAAAUUUCAAUCCCAUAAAAUGAAACAUUUUGUAAUUUAAUUUACAUUGCCUGUUGCCUCAACCAAACUGAAAAUUUAAAACCAACAUAAAAAAAAAAGAAAACUAAAUUCAAAUUUUGUUAUUUGUAAAGUAAAAAAUUUAAUUGCGAUAAUAAAUUUAAUGUAAGUUAUAUUUAAAAUCAAAUUAAAAUGUAUUUUUUGUGUAAAUUAAAAAAGACGUGAAAAUUGUCCCAUUCAUAUAUAAAUCAACAUCGAUCUGUAGUUAAGGAAACUAUCCGGUAAAUUCAUAAAACAAUUUAGAAAAUUAGAUACUCCACGUAUAUGUAAUACCAAUUAUUCUAUUGAUCCUCUACGAAUCUAUGGACAUAUUGUAUGUAGAAAUUAGCCAAUUUCCCAAAUCGUGUUUAAAAAUUUGAAACAAAUAUAUAUAUUUAUAGAGAGAUCGUUCGUGGAUUGUGAUCUUAAUUUUGAUCAUAGUCACCAGCUUCUGCUUCCGCGUUAAAUGUAUUAAUGUAUGUAUAUAAAAGUUUUUAUUAAAGAACAAAAAAAAAAAUGCGAAUGCAAAAACCACAUUACCCCUUAAUAUAUAAGUAAAGAAAACUGUUUAGUGGAAAAGCAGCUUGUUGAAAGCCAAAUGGCAUACGAAUGGGCUUUUAGCUUAGGUGACAUAUAUAUAUUGAAUUAGUUUUAAAAUAAAUUGUAUAAAAAAACUA